This is a messenger RNA of Caenorhabditis auriculariae, 683 nucleotides long. The record is from the annotation of a GenBank genome assembly. NCBI's taxonomy places the organism in Eukaryota, Metazoa, Nematoda, Chromadorea, Rhabditida, Rhabditidae.
AUGAAUAUUUCCAUGUCAGAAGAGAAAGAAGACGUCACUCAUGAAGGCGGUUGUCAUUGUGGCGCAGUUAGAUGGCAGCUUCGGGCUCCACCCAUUUUGGACUGUAUCAAGUGCAAGUUGGUUCUAUUUUCAGUUUCUAAAGGCACUUUUUUGAAUGGAAACAUUUUUGGGCUUGAACAGAACUUCUGAGGGGGUCUUGAUCGGGAAAUAUGAUUUAGAAGUCUUAAAAGUGAGCUUUAAACAUUCAAAAGUCUUAAGAAGAUGCUUGGAAGUGUUGUUCAGCUUCAAACGAGGCUCAGAAUUAAAUAAAAGCCAAAAAAAAGCUGCGGAAAAUCUCCAAUAUCUAGAAAAUUAGCUUUAUUGCCUUCCUUCCCAGCAUUCCUAGUGACCGCUUUAGUAACGUCAGCACUCAAGAUAUCCCUAAAAACGCCCAGGAAGGUCCGGAACUUUCGUUAUUGCAAUUCGAGACCGUCUUUUUUUUCUGAAAUUCCAUAAAAAUCGAUUUCCAGCUGCUCCAUCUGCAAGAAGAAGAGCAACGACCACUAUAUCGUUAAAAUUGAUCGGUUCAAACUUUUACAGGUUUUUUAUUUUUUAAAUUUUUCACUUCCACGACGUUUCAGGGAGACGAAAAACUAACAACUUAUCGCUUUCAACACGGGCAAUGCUCAGCACAAGUUUUGUAG